Molecule: messenger RNA, 1752 nt
Organism: Papaver somniferum (opium poppy)
Lineage: Eukaryota; Viridiplantae; Streptophyta; Magnoliopsida; Ranunculales; Papaveraceae
Exons: 4
Coding region: 1-1752 (583 amino acids)
Source: RefSeq, a predicted model, not a curated record
AUGCAGCUGGAUGAAAAAGAAGAUGCUCAUAAUGGUUUGAAUGAAGAACAAUGGAACACUAGAUUGAAAGCAAGACAAGAUUACUGCAAUUUAGCUAUUGCCAAAGCUGAGAAAUGGAGAAGAAGGAGCAGAACCAACCACAUUAUUCAAUUUGAGAAUAACACUAAAUAUUUUCAUAAGCUUGCCUCAGAUAGGAGAAGAAGAAACUACAUUGGUGCUAUUAAAGUUGAUGGUGUAAUGAGUACAGAUAUUGAGACAAUUAAGCUUGGAAUUGUUGAUCAUUUUAAAUCAACUUUUCAACAUCAGUCUAAUAGAAUUACUUCCUUAAAUUCAAUGCAACUCAAUUGCAUCUCUGAGGAAGUAAGAGAUUGGUUUGAGUUGGAUGUAAAUGAAGAAGAGUGCAUUUCUGUAAUAAAGCUUUUGGGUCAGAACAAAGCUCUAGGGCCUGGUGGAUUUGCUGUAAGUUUCUAUUUACUCUAUUGGGACAUCAUUAAAAUUGAUUUGAUGAAGAUUUUUUAUGAAUUACAGUAUAAUAAUUUCUUCGAAUGGAGAUUGAAGAACACUUUUAUUUCUCUUAUCCCUAAAAAGGAUACAGUGGAGGAGAUAAAAGACUUUAGGCCUAUUAGUUUAAUCCAUGGUGUGUACAAGAUUAUUUCUAAGGUUUUAGCUGAAAGACUGAAAGUGGUUCUUCCUUCAAUUAUAUCUUCUCAACAAACUGCUUUUAUAAAAAACAGACAAAUUCUUGAUGGGGUUUUUGUUGCUAAUGAGUUAAUAGAUUCUAGAAUAAGAAGUGGUAAACCCGGUCUUUUGUGCAAAAUUGAUUUUGCAAAGGCUUUUUAUCAUCUACUGGUUACUUCAAAAGUUGUAAAGGAAUUAGGCAAGGAGACCCCUUGUCACCUUUUCUUUUUCUCCUUCAAAAAUUUUGUUGUUGGUUAUGAUGGUGACUUGCAUCUUUACUCUGAUCUUUUGGGCUGUCUCUCUGAUACCCUACCAACAAUUUAUCUUGGCCUUCCACUGGGAGACAAAUACAAGGGCAUAACUAAAUGGGAAAGAGUAAUUGAUAAGAUCAUUGCAAGAUUUCCAGGUUGGAAAAAACCUUUGAUAAAGAGAGCUGGUAAAGUAACUCUUAUUAAGAGUGUUCUAGCUAGCCUCCCAACUUAUUACAUGUCUUUAUUUGAGAUGCCAGCCUCUGUGACUAAAAGUAUUGAGAAAAUUAUAAGAGAUUUUUUAUGGGAUGAUAGCAGUGGUAAGAAGAAGCAUCAUUUGGUAAAAUGGGAUAUAUUGUACAAGAAGAAGAAAAAAGGAGGUCUAGGAAUCAAAAAUUUGAGAAAAAUGAAUCAAGCUUUGUUAACCAAAUGGCAUUGGAGAUAUGCAAAAGAAGAAGCAUCAUUUGGUAAAAUGGAAGGAAAGUGUCAAGGAAAAGUAUGGUAUGUUUGGAAGGGAGUUAUGAAAUGCAGAGAUAUUUUCAAAAGUAACAUUAAAUUUAAGCUGAACAAAGGCACUAAGAUCAUAUUUUGGCAAGAUAAUUGGCUUCUCUCUACAUGUUUGCAGUCUACUUUUCCUAAUUUAUAUGCUAUCUCAAGGAAAAAAACUAGUUUUGUUGCAGAUUGUUUCAUUGAAGAUGCUGAUGGUUUGAGAUGGGAUUUGGGCCUUCCAAGAAGAUUAAUCUCAAAUAUUAGAACUGAAAUGAACUGGUUGAAAGCUGAGCUUGCUAAUGUCACUUUUAACACUCAAGAAGAAGAUAUUCUGUAA